Molecule: messenger RNA, 1237 nt
Organism: Toxorhynchites rutilus septentrionalis
Lineage: Eukaryota; Metazoa; Arthropoda; Insecta; Diptera; Culicidae
Product: trypsin 3A1-like
Exons: 5
Coding region: 196-1062 (288 amino acids)
Biological process (GO): proteolysis
Molecular function (GO): serine-type endopeptidase activity
Source: RefSeq, a predicted model, not a curated record
GUCUCGCCCGAAACUGGCGAGUAUAUAAUUUUUGUGCAUAUUUUACAUAUUUCGCGAUCGACUGCUGGCUGCUUCUGUGACAAGUCGUCGUGCGAUCGCAGCUUUCGAUUUGGAAACCCUGCUCGAACGCGGAUUUUGCAGAUUUAGAACGUUCGUUAUUCUAAUUCGGUUUCCCAUUAAUAGUUCCAAAUCAUCAUGCAAGUUCGGUUGGCGAUUGGAUUGAUCUGCUGGGUGCGGCUAGUGGUGAUGGCACUUCCGGCUGGCGGCGAUGGUUCCUGCAAUUGUGUAUGUGGCGUCAACGGUCGCUCAAACCGAAUUGUUGGUGGCGCAGAAGCACCAGCCCACGAGUAUCCUUGGCUGGCGGGACUAUUUCGCCAGGGGAAGCUGUACUGCGGGGCAUCGGUGUUGACCAAAAACUACGUGAUAACCGCGGCCCAUUGCGUUAACUCGUUCGAACCGAACGAAAUAAGGGUCUACCUUGGUGGACACAACAUUUCGAAGGACUACACGGAACUCCGACGGGUCAAGCGAAUCAUCGAUCAUGAGAGUUUCGAUAUUUUCACCUUCAACAAUGAUGUGGCUCUGCUUGAACUAGACAAACCAUUGCGCUACGGACCAACGAUUCAGCCGAUUUGCUUGCCGGAUGGAAGUGUAAGGGAUUUCACCGGAUCGCUUGGAAUCGUCGCUGGCUGGGGUCGUAUCGAAGAGAAGCUUCCACCAUCCAAAACUCUGCGAUCCGUAGUGGUUCCCAUCUGGUCCCAGCAGCAGUGUUUGGAUGCCGGUUAUAGUAGCAAAAAGAUCUCCGAGAAUAUGAUGUGCGCUGGUUUCCAUGACGGUAAAAAAGAUGCUUGCCAGGGAGACAGCGGUGGUCCAAUGCACAAAAUGGGGAACUCCGGCAGUAUGGAGGUCAUCGGAGUGGUCUCCUGGGGACGAGGCUGCGCUAGGCCGAACCUGCCCGGCAUCUACACUCGGAUUGUUAACUACUUGCCAUGGAUCCACGAAAAGCUGAGCGGGGAAUGUAUGUGUGUACCGAAAAAUGUUGCCGCGAGAAGUUUCGCGUGAGUCGCCUGAUCUCAGCCAGAGUGAAGUGCGUUGAACAGACGCCGGCCAGAUCUGUUCAGUAUGAGAGAAUUGUCUGCCGUAGGUGUAUCGUUAUUAUUUAUUCUAGUCAACAGACGAAGUAUCAAUAUAUCAACUUUGAGCUAGUUUUGUUACCAAAUAUGUUUGAUUAUGUAAG